This is a messenger RNA of Anguilla anguilla (European eel), 526 nucleotides long. RefSeq names its product insulin-like. The record is from RefSeq and is a predicted model, not a curated record. The transcript has 3 exons. NCBI's taxonomy places the organism in Eukaryota, Metazoa, Chordata, Actinopteri, Anguilliformes, Anguillidae. Gene Ontology annotation, molecular function: hormone activity. Bases 63 to 395 code for a protein of 110 amino acids. Gene Ontology annotation, cellular component: extracellular region.
CACCAUUUCUACCAACAUCUACCCACCUUCCACAAACUCUGCAGGCACAGCUGUCCGUCGUUAUGGCAUCCUGGCUGCCGGUAAUCUCUCUACUGGUGCUGCUCGUCCUGUCCAGUCCUGGGGUCGAUGCCGCGUCAACCCAACACCUGUGUGGGUCUCACCUGGUUGAAGCCCUCUACCUGGUGUGCGGAAGUAAUGGGUUCUUCUUCAACCCCAAGGACAAGCGGGAUCUGGAGCCUCUGCUGGGAUUGCAAUCUCCCAGAUCAGGCCAGGAGAACGAGGUGGAUGAUUUUUCCUACAAAGGCCAGGGGGAACUGAAGGUGAAGAGGGGCAUUGUGGAGCAGUGCUGUCAUAAGCCCUGCAGCAUCUUUGACCUACAGAAUUACUGCAACUGAGGCCUCCUGCCCUCAGCAACCAAAGCCAUGCUAUAAAACCAAGAGCUUUGUCUUUCUGAAAGCAUUUCACCAUUUAAUUUCAGUCAUUUUGUGUUACAUGCAAAGAAACAAACAAAUAAAGCUAAAUAUUU